AUGGCCACUGCAUCGAAGAUUCACCUCGAGGCUUCACAACAGCCGCAGUUCUACGUCAAGGGACUCACGGCUGAGAGCGCGGCGAAGACGAGCCAGUUAUUGCAGGUCAACCAUGAGAAGUAUCACGUCUUCUUCAACAGAUCUGGCUUUCAUAACCACAUAGCGCAUCAUCUCCUCACGCUCUUUGCCCUCAAUGCCUCGCCCGCCGAACUUCAAAAGGGCUACGAUGACAACGUGUCCUAUCAGCGUCCUCCAGAGCCGUUGAAGGAUUCUAUCGUCGACGACAUGCAUGAUCCUGAACGCUUCAAAACGUACUUGGGCAAGGAGAAAUACUACCAUGAUUUCCUCGUGUUCUUCCAGAACGAAAUGGAUGCCAAGGGUUGGCACAACGUGGUGAAUGAGUACCUCUUUGCUGGCGAUGAGCGCGCAGAUGACAUGCUAGUUCGUCUCUUCGGCGGCUUCUUACACCCGAUAAUACAUCUUGGCUUCGGCAUUGAGUUCCAACAGCCUGCCAUCGUUGCGGAAGGGCUGGCGCAAGCAGCUGUGCAUGACAACUGGAUGGCGUCGCUCUUCUUUGGCUGUGAAAAGGCUGCUGAGGCUAAUAGAGGGAAGGAUCGGCCAAAGAAGACUAUAGUACAGCUGUUGGAAGAGUGCAGGAACGAUGAGAAACUGAGCAACGCGCCGCACUUUGACGAUGGGAACAAGAUCAGGGAAGGUAUCAUGCAAAGAGCGCCAAACGAGAUGAUCAAGUACGCAAGCCAGUAUACAAUCGACGAAGAUGAAUUGGAAGAAAAGACAGCAGAGAUGAUCAACGCCACUGCAUACUACACCAGCGCAGCACAACGCCCACCCCACCAGAUCAAAUUCGACUUCUUCUACAUCCACUGCCUAAACAGCAGCAUCUUCUUCUCCGCCUUCCUCUCCCCAGCCAACUCCUUCCUCACCCCCGCGACAAAACGCCGCCUCCUAGAAUGGAAAGUGUGGAACGACAUGACCAUGUACGUCAGCCGCGGCAGCCCGCCCCUCGUCCUGUCCGAAAUCACAUCCUACAAACCCACACGACCCUCCGGCUGGCCUGAGAUCUUCAAACGCGUAAACACCCUCGACGACGACGACGGGCAUGCGUCGAAGCUGGUCAGAGCGCUGGCACAUGGCGAGCAGGCGUGUGGGCCGUACAACAGUGGAGGAGAGGGCAAAGAGGGGUUUGAGAUCAAGGGCGGCGCGUGGUUGACGUUGGGACACAUGGCGAUUGAUUCGGUCGAGGCGGGGAGCGCGAAGUGGGUUAGGAGUUGUGGGUUUGCGCAGGCGUGGGAGGAGAUCCCGCUCAGGGACGAUGGGGCUGCUGCUCCUAGUAGGCUCUAA
Molecule: messenger RNA, 1362 nt
Organism: Cucurbitaria berberidis CBS 394.84
Lineage: Eukaryota; Fungi; Ascomycota; Dothideomycetes; Pleosporales; Cucurbitariaceae
Exons: 3
Coding region: 1-1362 (453 amino acids)
Molecular function (GO): oxidoreductase activity
Source: RefSeq, a predicted model, not a curated record